AUGGCUGAUUUCGACAGGUCAUUGCUUCAGCAAACUCUUCCGGAAUAUUACCGGCGACUUUUCCCGUUCGGACCUCUUAGCAAAUGGCUAACAUAUGGAAAAGAUCUGCAAGUCUCAUUUCAAAUGCGAGAGUUAGCAUUCAUUUUUGAAGACGAUCGGCAUGUGCGGUAUCGCAGUUUUGAAGACAGUACGGAAUUCGAACGAGAGCUGUGCAAAGCAAAUCCCCAAAAGAUCGAUAUUGGUGCAGUUUAUAACUAUAAACCGAAAGAUCAUAAAAAAUUUGCCAAUUUUCGUCCAGUUGAACGCGAACUCAUUUUUGAUAUUGAUCUAACUGACUAUGAUGAUAUCCGGACAUGCUGUUCAAAAGCAAAGAUAUGUAGGAAAUGCUGGAGGUGGAUAUGCAUUGCAGUGGGCGUCUUGGAUCAUCUGCUGCAAAGACAUUUCGGUUUCAAGCAUUGCUUAUGGGUAUUCUCUGGUCGCCGCGGUAUCCAUUGCUGGGUCGCUGAUGCUGCUGCACGGAAGCUUCAGAAUGCCGGUCGAAUGGCAGUUGUCGAGUACCUAUCUCUGAUUACUGGCGGACAGAAAGUUUCAAAAGCAGCGACAAAACGUACGUUCGUUCAUCCCAUGCUAGAAGACGUGUACAGCUACUUGGUGCAAAGCUCAGAUGUAAGCAAACUAAUGUUAGAGCAAGGCUGGAUGAGCAAUAAUGGACUGAUGUCGUUACUGGAUGGUUGUGUAAACGAAGAAGUUGAAAAAGAAAUCACAGAGAUUAUAGAUGAAGUGAAAAAUGUUGAUUGUUUGGAGAGAAGAUGGAAUGCUUUACGAAUCAAAUUUGACAAAUAUAAACGUGCUGAACUUAAGAAGAAUGGAAUUGAAUUGUGCGAGGUAGCCAGUCUUCAGUCAUCAUUCCAUUUCCGUGGUUACGUGUUGCAGCAUGCGUAUCCUCGUCUUGAUGUUCAUGUUUCUGUAGGAAUAAAUCAUCUGCUUAAAAGUCCGUUCUGUGUCCAUCCUGAAACUGGACUUAUAGCCGUACCUAUUAAGCCAGAUCAAAUAUCUGAUGUGAAUUUUGCAAAAUUGCCUCGCAUAGACACUUUACUACAUGAAAUUUUGAAAUUGCAUCAAAUUGGCGAAACAAAGAAAGACCGGAGGAAUUUCGAAAUCAAGCAUUGUUCGUUGGGACCAUAUGUCGAGACGUUUGAAAAUUUUGUAAACAAUUUGAUUUAUGAUGAGCAACAGCAUUCAUAAUCAACAAAUCGG
Molecule: messenger RNA, 1257 nt
Organism: Loa loa (African eye worm)
Lineage: Eukaryota; Metazoa; Nematoda; Chromadorea; Rhabditida; Onchocercidae
Product: DNA primase
Exons: 11
Coding region: 1-1245 (414 amino acids)
Biological process (GO): DNA replication, synthesis of primer
Cellular component (GO): alpha DNA polymerase:primase complex
Source: RefSeq, a predicted model, not a curated record